Messenger RNA from Paraglomus brasilianum, 919 nucleotides. The record is from the annotation of a GenBank genome assembly. Lineage: Eukaryota; Fungi; Glomeromycota; Glomeromycetes; Paraglomerales; Paraglomeraceae.
AUGGCCAAGAAGAAUAAAAAAGGGACAAAGCUGGGAGAAUCUGAUAACUCUAAACAAACCGAAAGAGUUGCGUGCGAUUGUCAAGCCAUCAGACAUCCUCUCCUGACAAUUGCACCUAACUGCUUAAACUGUGGUAAAAUUAUUUGCGAAUUUGAGGGAAUCGGUCCCUGCACAUAUUGUGGAGUACCUGUAUUAUCGCGCGAACAGCAACUAGAACUCACGAGACAAUCAAAGAAACAGAAACAAGCAAAAAACCAACAACCCAGGAAAAACAAAACGAGCACUGGCGGAACAGUACGCUAUGCAGCGAUGGUCUCUGGAAACAUGUUGCAGAGGAACGAUCAAUGGGUAGAUCUAGGGACAGACAAAGAGGAGGAGAAGAGGUUACAACAGAUUCAGGAAGAAAGAAGGCUGGCUGCUGAAAGACACAAGGAUAAACUUUUAGAAUUCGAUAGACAGGACUCACGGAGAACUAAGAUUAUUGAUGAGAGAUCAGACUUUGUGCUCCCUGGUGAUGGGAUUAAUCAAUGGCUUACGCUAAAAGAACGUGAUGAAUUGGCCAAGAAACAGGAAGCAAACUUGAAAAAACUCGAAACACCCGCAUAUCGUCAACGUGCGGUAAUGACAAUUGAUGCAGUCACUAGACGUGUAACUGUGGAAAGGAUUGAUACUUCUAUUGAACUCGAACCGCCCGAUUCAAAAGCAACGGAUGAACCAAUUGCCAAAAAAAAUGGUCAAGCGACUGUUGCGCCAGUGAGACCGAGGGAACUCGGUGAUAUUGAAGGUCCAAGGUUUAUAAUACAAGGUGAAAAAGCCAAAGAAUCAUCAGCUGGCAAAAGCAAAAAUACAAAUAAUAAACCACGAAUAUCGCGAGUACAAGAUGAUUUGAAUAGUAGUUUCGAUAUGGCUAUGGAAAUGA